GCAGGAUUAAGCUUUUACUGUAUCAUUUCUUUUAUAUAGGAGGGAGAACGACGUUUCUUGUGAUUGUUACGGAGAGGCUCUUACUACGAGCAUGAUGCCGUCAGAAAUUUGAUCAUAGCGCUUGAGUUUGUGAACGUUGUCCGCCAAUUAAGAAAAACAAUCAGGCUUAUGAUUAGAGAAACUGGGCAUUUGCGGUUUCAGUUCUGUUCUUUCCAUUUGGGUUCAGGUUUGAGGAGUUCUUCGCUUGUUGCUUUUGAUUCGGUCCAGGUGCUCGCUUCGUAGUGUUCGUUGUCUCUUUGUUAGCAAACAUUGGAGGAGCUGGUCUCCAAGAAGUCCACUGUCCGAAAGAUCGCAGGCACUUUCAAGCGGUUGAAGCGCGCAGUAUUGGAGAACGUGGUGCCUUUUUUUCGGGAAAAUGAAGAGGAGCAGUGGACCUUGGUUUGGUCUCCUGAAAUACAAAAUCCACGUCAUCAGAAACUUAAAAAAUCACGGAGUCGCGGACGCCCAAGCUCACAUGGUGUGCGGAACAAACUGCAGCGUGCUGUGAUGAGGGCAAGGGCAAUCUUUUUGAGAUUUGGGAUCUCAAUUCAGCGCGGCUCUGUGGUGCGCGCGUACGAGGAGUUUCAUUCUUUGUGGCUGGAAGAAUUUGAGCAGAACCGCGUGCCCGGUGUGGGGACGCUCUGCGCAUUGGUGAUAGCUCAUCGGCAGUUGCCCAACAAGGGGGAUGUGACGGAAGCUUGGGCCAGUGAGGCUGAGAAAGUGCUGAAAGAUGCUGCCAAAGAAUGGGUGUUGCCAGCGCAUGAAUUCACCGACGCGGUGCACCGAUUGGGUUCCCUCCCAGUGGAAAAAGUCCUGAAGCUGAUCAACAUGGUUGACGAAGCCCUACUAGCUAUGCGAUAUCUCAAGGACGGCGAUCCAGGAGAUGCACUUGAAACGCUGCUGAAAGGUCCAGUGGAGGACCAUGAAGGAGAUCAGGUACUUGAGGAGCUGCCCGCAGAUAUUCAGGACCAUGAAGAAGAUCAUGUACUUGAGCUGCUACCCGCAAUUAUUCAGGAGGACCAUGAACGAGAUAUACUUGAGCUGCUGCCCACCGUUCCCUCCCGGUGGAGAAGGCACUGAAGUUGAUCAGCAUGGUUGACGAAGCCCUAGCUAUGCGAUAUCUCAAGGAUGAACACCGAGAUACACAUGUGGCCACUUUGGUGGCCGAAUGACAUGAAGCCGUCAAGAUUGCCAAAUUGACACAUCUGCGGUGCCGAUUCUGCCACUGUUUGGCUGAUGAGAAGCCAAAGCAGUGGAGAGCUGAGUUCCCAGUUUGGCUGCUUUGCUGCUGGAUGGAUAUCCCCAAUUAAUUCGAUGAUGCCCCAAGACAUCCCAAAGUCAGGAGUCAGCUUUCUUUUUUUCUCACGUGAGAAAAAAUCAUUACACUUUCCAUCAAGUGUUCGAAAGAUGGACACAUCGAACGAUAGACACAAUACCGAAAUGCCUACUGAGGGCCUACUAGGCUCCUCAAUGCUGUACAACAGAAGCGAUUUGAGCUGGAUUUGCUGGGAUGAACGCUCAAGGCCAUUGAGGUGCCAGUUUUGAAGGCAGCUUGGCCAUGUUGCGUUUCUUCUUGUUCAUCAAGGAUCAAUGCAUCCUUAACCCAGCCAACCACCAUGCGAUUCUAUAUCGAGCGCCGUUUUCUGGCCAUCCUUGAAGCC
Molecule: messenger RNA, 1700 nt
Organism: Durusdinium trenchii
Lineage: Eukaryota; Dinophyceae; Suessiales; Symbiodiniaceae
Source: the annotation of a GenBank genome assembly